Molecule: messenger RNA, 2086 nt
Organism: Paramecium sonneborni
Lineage: Eukaryota; Ciliophora; Oligohymenophorea; Peniculida; Parameciidae
Source: the annotation of a GenBank genome assembly
AUGAUAGUAAUUUUAUUGAUACUUGUUGAUAUUACAUCUUAAGAACUGAUAACAAAUUCAUAAAUUGAACUUUGUGAUUAAACAUAAAAUAAUGAUUGUUCUGAUAUCAUGUUUAUCUAAUUAACAUUAGAAAACUCCCAAAACAUAUCAACUUAAUAAAUCUAAAUCAAUUAAACAAUAGUCAACAAUAACACUUUAUAAUUGUAAACUCCUAUUAAUAUCUCAAUUAUUCAGACACCUGUUUAUGCAUAUUAUCCAAUAUAAUAUUUUAAAGAUUACAAUAGUAAACCUUAUGAAUUUAAAAUUCCAUUAUCAGCAGAUAAAAUUUGUGAUGAUAAUUGGUUUUCUAAUUCACCAACAUGUGAAUUCUAAAAUUCAGAAAAAAAUAAAAUUUAAGAUAGUCAAGGUUUUUGUUGUUCUUGUAAUUCUUAAGACUUAAUCUAAUAAAAUGAUGAUAAUGAUGAUCUAAUCAGAGAUAAUAUAUGCAAUAAAACUGCAGUAACAAGCAUAGCAUUUUGUCUUAGGUAAUCUCCUCUUUGGUAUAGGUAUCUUAUUUUAUAUAUUAUUAAGCUCUUAUAAAAUUUCUCAAUUUAUAAUCUAAUACAAUAUUACUAUUUCCAUAAGCUAUUCACUUAAUCUUACUAAAUAGUUCAAUUUAGGAUCUGAAAUAUAAGAGUAGAAAGACUAAAACAUUUUUGCUAAAAUUGUUUCUGGUUUUAGCCCAUAAUAAUAACCACCUGUUUUGGAAAAUCUAUAUUUCAUGAAACCAAGUUUACCAAUAGAUCAUAAUAGAGUUUAAAUUGGAUCAGAAGCCUAUAUGCUUAUUCCAUAAGAAUUAGUAGGACAAGGCGAUUGUAAUAAAAUUGGUGUAUCAUAUUCUUCUUUUAAAAAUUAAACAUAGAAAUGUAAAGUACUUAUGCAAUCUUGUUUAUAAAAUCAAAUAGAAGAUUUAUAUCAAAAUGAUCUAGAAUUAAUUGCUAAUAAUUCUUAACCUUAAUAUUUGAUUUUUAAAUAUGGAUAAUUUAAAUAAACUAACAUAAAUGAUGACUUAUUCCUCUAAUAUAGCUUCAAUCAAUCAAUGACUACAUCGAUUGAAUUAUAAAUCAAUAAUGCAAAUGAUAUUACAUAUAUUAAAGAUAUUAAAGAAAGUGAGAAAGGUUAAAUAGAUUUAGUUGAAAUUCACAAUUUUUCAGCUGCAUCAGGUUUUGGUUUAUUGUAUGCUUAAAUAACAAAUAUUGGUGAAAUUUCUUGUAAAUUUUAAAGCUUUCUUAAUUGCUCUAAUAAUACUCAAACAAUCUAUUCUAUAGAUCUUUCUUUAGACCCUUAGAAAAGUAAAAUAGUUUAAUAAGAUAUAAAUUUUUCGACUCAAAUCAGAGAAUCAAAUUCAUGCAAUUUUAGUUUAUUAAAUAAUGAAGGAUCCCUUUUAGAUUGGAAAACUAUUUAUUUUGAUGAAUUAAUGGAUAACAAUCAAAAAAGCAAUUCAUCUUUUAAUUUUAAAGAAAAUACCUGUGAUUCAAAAUGCUCUCCAUUUUUUGAUAUCUAUUGCUAUUUUUAAUAUAACUGUGAAUCUUAGAUUAUCACAUUUUUUACUGUUUUAAGUGGAAUUUUUAUUACAAUCUGUUUUUGUUGUAUAUAUUUAGGAUACAAAAAGAAAUUAAGUUGUUGUUAGUUUAAAAAAUAAUUAUAAAACAACACCUCACCUUUAGAGAGUGUUUUGUACUAGUAAAAUAAAGAAUUGAAAAGAAGAAUUAAAUUAUCAGAUUCAUAUUAAGAAUCAUAUUGUUAAUAGUAAAUAUUGUCUGUGUCGUAAGAUGAAGUGAUGUAUUUAAAUUUAGCUUUAGGGACAGAUCCAAUUUCUAAUGAACUCUAAUGUGAUGCAUCAUUUGAAGUAUUGGCAACAUAUUAGAAGAAAGAGCUUAUAAAAUUAUCAGUUAAAAGAAACAGUUAAUUUGUAAGGAUAUUUAAAUAGAUUUAUGGUUUAUAAAACAUAGAAAGAAAUGUAAAAAAAUACUUAGCAGUAAAGGUUGAAUCAAUAUCUUUAUUUAGUAGUUUAUUGACAGAAUUUCCACUGUUUACAAUAUAUUGA